CAAUAUCUAAUUUGACCUGUGCGACCUCUCUAUGGUGGAUCCAAAUACAGCUGUAGGCUAGCUGUACGUGUGUGAAGUGCAGCUGUCUUGUUACAUCCUGCUAGAGCUGCUUACCCAUUAAGAAUCUACCCGGUACCCAGACCCCACUUCCUGGGCACAGGAUGGUAUUUGAGUCAGUGAUUGUGGACAUCCUCAAUAAGUACCUCAAACCGUACGUGAAAAGAUUGGACUCUUCACAACUCAAUCUUGGCGUAUGGAAAGGAGAUGUACGUGUGGAGAAGCUGGAGUUGAAGGAGGAUCUCUUUGCUGAGGCUGGCCUGGAUGUACCUCUGCGUAUCUUAAGGAGUUAUGUCGGCAAACUGGAGGCUCACAUUCCCUGGAAGAGCUUGACCAAGGAACCCAUUGAGAUCACAAUCGAUGAGGUGUACGUUAUCCUGGGCCCCGAUCUAGACACGAGUUACGACCCUAAGAGGGACUUGGCGAGACGAAGGAAGGAAAAGAAGAAAAAGAUCAAAGACUAUCAUGACGCUCUUAAGAAGAAGAAAAAUAAACUAAAGGAGGCCAAAAAGGGAAAGAAGAAGAGGAAGGACUCUGAAAAGCCGGACACAUUUGCUGAGAAGUUGGCCGUGCACAUGACCAAGAACCUUCAGGUCAAAGUUCGUGAUAUCCACCUCCGCUAUGAGGAUCAUGUGACCAAUCCCUCUACUGUGUUGGCAGCCGGUAUUACCCUACACAGUCUCAACCUCAAGAGCACUGAUAGUAACUGGGUGCCCUGUGUUGUGAGGGAGACUGCCACCCUCAUCUACAAGUUGAUAGAGAUGAACUGCCUGGGGCUGUACUGGAACACGUCUGGUGUGUCUUCGUUUGCAUCACCUGACCUCACCACUGAGCAGAUGAUCGAAGCCAUGAGGAAUGCAAUAGCCAGACCAGCUGUUCCCCCGCCCCCUACCAACUCUUACCUGCUCAACCCGAUGUCAGCUGCUGCUAAACUGAAGCUCAACCUCAAGCCUGGCGUUGACCUCUCCCUACCUCAGCUGUUGAUGGGGAUGGAGUGUGAGGACAUUGUGUUCUCGUUGCAACAGUCACAAAUGAAGACUCUGCUGCUGACAGUGGAGUCAUAUGACCGUCACAUGGUCAACCAGAAGUUUCUCAAGUAUAAGCCCCUCAAGGGUGUGAUUGAAGACACGAGGGCGUGGUGGAGGUACGCCAUUUCUGCUGUGUUGGAGGAGGACGUCAAGAGGAAGAUUAGGAUGUGGUCAUGGACACACAUCAAAGAGCACAGGGAGAGAGUGAAGCUUUAUGUUGAGAAGUACCGUGAGAAGACUCGCUCCAUAAACCCCUCCUCUUCACUGCUCACCAAGAUACAGGAAUUAGAAGACCAACUCGACUGGUUCAAUAUUCUGGUGUACAGAGAGGAGGCCACAAAGAAAGAGAAAUCUAAGGCCAGAAAAGACUCUUACCAAGUACCCCACAAGGUUCUUUCCAAGACUCUGAGCACCCCCGUAGGCCUGCAUCCCCUCACCACACAUGGAAAAAAAAGCCCUAGCAUGCCUAUCAUACUUCCCAUUUAUGAAGAGACUGAAACAGGUGUGGUGACGCCCCCACCAAUAAAUGGUGCGUCCCCUAAUGGCUCCACCUCUCCCAACACACCCCCUAUCCCUGAUGAGCUUAGGAGAGUGGUUGAGUCCAGUCGUAAAAGCAAGAAGGCCAAAGACAAGGAUGGGGGUGAGAAAAGAGGAAGUAUCUUCUCGCGUUGGAGACAGAAAUAUAAAGCACCAGAGAAACGUGAGAGUGUAAUUGCCGAGGCUGAAGAGGCUGCCUUGGAUGCCGGGGCGGUCGUGGUGGUUGGGGAGCAUGUGGAGAAGGGGAUAACGGAGACGAGAGGAUCCAAGAAGAGCAAAGCGGAAGAGAAUGUAUCAGCUGAGGAUGAGAAAGACGAAAAAGACAGACAAGAGCUGUACCAGGCCAUCGGCUACUCUCCAGAUGAGGAGUACAUCGAAUACCCCAAAGAUUAUGUGGCCCAUGAGAUCCAUGUGAUGUUCAGCACUCUCAAGCUUGAGCUCUACGGCCAGAAACAGAAAAUUGGCACACUGGUGACUGAGAGGAUCAAUGUUGAUGUGCUUAACAGGCCCAGCUCAGAGUCUGUUAGUGUGCGAGCCUCUGUGGGCACACUGGAGAUGGAGGGUGUGCCCAAUGGUAACAACCGUACCACCAUGAUUACCUCCAAAUUGGUUUCGAAAGACACUGAUGCAACACUGGUCAAUUUGGCGCUUGAGAUCAAACCUCUCGAUAGGCCUGAGAUGGAUAUUACUGUCAACGCUGUCCUUAAACCACUGCAGAUCACCUAUGACUUUGCUACUGUAGAUGGGCUCAUCGAAAUGUUUAAACCACCAAAUCAUCUUCAUUUCCAAGAGUUAACGAAUGCAGCGUCGGCGUCGUGGGAACAGCUCAAAAUCCAGACGACCGCUGGUCUCCAGGAUGCUCUUCAGAACCGGAAACAAUUGGACCUGGACAUCCGACUGCACUCCCCUUACCUCAUAAUGCCUGAGGGAGGCACCUACUCAAAGCAGUCUCACUUGGUUGUCGUGGAUCUGGGAGAGCUGAGAGUGUUCGGGACCACUAAGGACCCUAAGCAGCUACCUAAGAAAUUGUCUGAUACUGCUGGUGACUUCAGUGAAUAUUAUGACAAGUUUACUGUGAAGCUUGCUGGGAUGCAAGUGCUGGUCGCCGAACCAGGAGAGGACUGGCGUGGUGCCAUGGCCAGUGGGUCCUCUCCCCUCCAUAUCAUCGCGCCCACUGGGUUUGAGAUUCAGCUGCUCAAGAGUAUGAUCACUGACGAUGCCCUCCUGGCCACCAUGAGGGUGGAGGGGACCAUUCCUGGUUUUGAGAUCAACCUCUCAGACACCCAAGUUGCUACACUUGUCAAGACUCUUGCUUCUCAGAAGAUGCCUCCAUCGCUGGUCAACAAGGGUGUGGAAUAUAAUGAACUGCCAUCAAAGCCAGUGUCAAGGCCAGUGCUGGACAAUGCAGCACAACUGGUGGAGAUGGACACUGUGUCUCUGAUGUCCGUGUCUAGCUUUGGGGACGAGGAAUAUGAGGAGGAGGCUGAGUGCUCCAUUACACCCUCACUCACCUCAAUCAAUUCCCUUCAACUCUCAAGUGAGGAUCAAGACCAGUCCAGGAAUGUGUUCAAAGACGUCUCCAUCAAGCUGAUCGUCAACAAGGUUGCAGUCAAGUUGUCUCAGACCACGCAGAAGGGUAAGAAGGGUGUGAGUAGCCAGUCUCCCCUGCUGGACAUCCUCAUCAGUGACAUACAGGCAGAUGUGGUGGAUAGGAAGUGGGACACACAGGGUAGCAUCACCAUGAAAGAGGUAGCCAUCCUAGACCACAUCACAACAGACGGCACCUGUAGCCCCACCUACUUGUUGAAGACUAAAUGUCUCCAUGAUGGAAACUUCGUAUCAGCAAGAUUUGUAACAGUGACCCUUGCUGGUACUGACUUUGCUGCCAAGUACACUGGGCUGCAAAACUCCGUGUCAGCGCAGCUCUCACUGGUCAAGCUGACACUGCACCGCUCCACUAUCAAGACCAUUAUCGAGUACUUCAACACUCUAGAACCAGUCCUCAACAGCCUCAGCUCUUCUGAUGAACCGAACAGUUCUUUGGGAUUGGAGACCAUCGAUGAAUCAUCAGAGACCCUCCCCACUCUUGUUACAGGUGUAGUCAAUCUGAAUGACUUCGAGAAGCCCAUCACUAAGGAAUUCCAUUUCGAUGUGCAGUUUGAGGGGGUUGAUAUUGUGUUAGUACAGGACGACAGCGAGUUCCUUGAUGCUGGACUCACAGGAUUCUCUUUGAAAGGUUCGGCUCAACCAGAAACAGUCACCAUUGUGGCAAGUAUUAAGGACCUCACAGUGAAGGAUGCUUCAAUUGCUUCGAAUGUCACCACUAUCAUAUCCAAAACUGACAAAGAGAGAAGCUUCGUCUUACUAAAUGUGGUCCAGUACAAUCUGGCGGCCAACAAGAGAAUCCCCCAUGACCUGGACUGGGUGGACACCUCCCUCAAGGCAGAGGUCAACAGGGUUAACGUCAGCUUUAACGCAACCUUCAUGAGCAAUGUGCUGGAGUUCGUGAAGCAACUGGAGAUUAACAAAUCUUCCUACACUAGUGCUGCCAAGGCAACUGCUGAAACUGCUUCUGUCACUGCCAAUGCGAUCAUAGAAAGCACCAAGACGGCUCACAGACUGAAGUUGGACCUCACCCUGCAUGCCCCUGUGUUGGAGCUGCCCUUCACCACAGAGACCAGACAAGGCAGUAUCUUCAUCGACCUCGGGGAGUUCAGAAUAUCCAAUCAUCUGAAGCAUGGUCAUGAAGCUCGUCGUGGGUCCAUUAGCAGUGACGCUACAAUGGAGACCCUCACUCUGUUAGGGGCUCAGACAGUACUCGACUGCAUGCAAAUACAGACAACAAGUGUUCAAAUAUUCAGGAGGUCCCAUUCUGCAAUGACUGAGUGUACAAUCGGGGACAGGGAGCGGUGUGACUAUGAGGAGUCCCAAAGUGUUCUCCUAGAGCCCGUACAACUCACAGCCAACAUCACUCGGAACGUCAGUCUUCCCAACAGAGCAUUCCCUAAUGUGGAUAUCAGCCUCAGUCUAGAGGCCAUUAAGCUCCAUUUGCACGAGGAGGAUAUCCAUGCCCUGAUUAAACUGGGUGUGGCAGCCUCCAGGAUAUCGGAGGUGGUGGCCACGCCCCCCAAGCCAGUUGAAGAUAUUCCUACUCGUCCUCGAUUCACCACCACCUUCUCUAGGCCGAAGAGAGACACUCUCUCAGUUAUUGGACGACAGAGAUCAAGAACUAGAGCAAAUUCCAAACUGAAGCGGUUCCACACAUACGAGGAUGUGACUGAAGUGAGGGUGGAUGCCAAACUAGCCUCUGUGACCUUCAACCUCACCACAAAUGAUGGACCACUACUACAAGCUGGAAUAACGGGUUUGUGUACCAAGGUUGAUGUGCUCAAGAGUAAAGUUCUGGUCUCUGGAAGUGCAACUGGUCUGAGUGUGGUGGACUUGUCAACACCCCCUGGGGCCUACUCCCAGGUUGUCUCCAUAGUGGACGAGAGCGGAAUUGUCUCUUCGCUCCAACUGACUAUCUACAUCCAAGAAAACGCACAUCCCCUCUCACCUUUGGGCAAGCUCCAAGCCAACGUCUCUCAAAUACAGCUCUACAUCCCUGUGCCCUUUGUUAUCAGUACAGUGAUGUUUGUCCAGCGACUGGGAAUAGACAAGGCUAUGCUAGAGACUGCCUCCAAGACCGCUCAGGACGGAGCCACUGCAGUCACUACUGCUGCUCAAGACAAGUUCCUCAUGGUGGACGUGAAGGUGCAAGCACCAGUGCUGAUAGUUCCCACCAGUCAGGAGGCCACUCAAGGACUCAUGGUGGAUCUGGGUUCAUUGUCCAUUCAGAACACACUUUUAGCCCCGGCUGAUAAUGUGGGGGUGGAUGCUUACGGCUUUACUCUCUCGUCAUUCAAGAUAUCCAGAGUCUUAUUGGAUCCCAGUGUGAUGGUGGGUUGUCCGGUGCUGGCCGAGCGCACGCUCCUCCAACCAUUUGACCUCCUCCUUGCAGUGGAGCGUAACCUGUGUCCCUGGUACACUAAGAUACCCACCAUCAACAUCAACCUGAACAUGAAUGAUCUCAAGAUAUACCUCGGCUCUGAUGACAUAAAGGAGUUCUUUUCAUUUGGAAUGAGCCUCGGUGAUCAAGUGUCUGAUUUACUGCCUCAUCCUCAACCUGUGACCGAGGCAGACAGUGUGUCCAGUGGUAAUUUACCAGCUCAGUCUGAGAGUACUGAGUCAGCAGACAUUUCUCGAGCAGAUUCUGAGACUGAGGCCUUUGAGUUCCUUAGGGUACUCUCCUCUCUCACCGGGUUUGAGAUAAAACUCUUCAGAGAUGAACCCAAACUGAGUUCCAGUGAUGUAGUGUCCCAAAGCUUCUCAGAGUUGGAAGACUAUGCUCUUGCCUCGCUGCAACUUGUUACCAUGGAAGCGAGUGUCAAUAUGUCUUCCAACAAUGAAGUGAAUCUGAAGGCAUCUAUGAAAGACAUUGCUCUCUGUGACAUGCAGAAUGGGAAACAAGACAAGAUAACCGGGAACCGUGUUAUCCAGCACUACACGAGCAACCCACUCAAGGCCUACACUGGACAGAUUGAGCACCCAGUGGUCAGCCUUCAGUACUUCCUCAGGAACGAGCAACAUAUUAUCAUCUUCAAGGCUCAGAAGCUGCUAAUUCUGAGUGAUGUGGAGUUCAUGAAGACAAUGGCAGACUACUUCACUGCUGCAUUUGACCCAAACAAGAACAAGAAGGACUCAACUAAGGACUCAACUAAAGACCCAGAGAACACUGACUUAGAAAAAACUCUCACUGAAGACACCAAACCUAAACUAGUCAAGCAAGACACUGUGUUGACUAAGAAGAAGAAAAAAGCUGCUCCUUUGCCUAAAAUGAAAAUAAAUGCAUCAAUUAAGGACCUUCGAGUGGCCCUCAUUGAGAACGUUGACACACCACAACCUCAAGCUCUUACACUCAAACUGUCCACUGACGUCAAUAUGCAACUGACUGAGACGUCCAAGUUCGUGGACCUGAGUGUGGCUGACUUAGGGAUAGCCACCAGCAGCUUCUUUGACCUGGACAACACCACUUCUUGGGUGCUCCUCCCGUGCUCGAUGUCUCUACUGCUGACUGGACCAGUGGACAAGCCAGCCAUGAAUAUCCAAGCAACAGUGGAUCCUAUCUCUCUCACUCUCUCACCAGCCAUUGUCCGUCUCAUCAUACACGCUGUGCAGACACUCAUACCAAAGCAGGAGGAGAUUGUUACACCCACACCCACUGAUCUCUGGGAGAAGAAGCUAGUCAGUGAAUCUAGUCUUUGGUUUUUCUCACCAGUCAAGCUGCACAAGGCCAUCACCGACGCCGCUGACACUGAGGUCAAGGAAGAAGUGUUAACUGUGACCAUAGAGUCAGUGGAGGUGUACCUGGAGAGUGAGAGUGUGGAAAAUUCCCCUGGUUACCCGGUGCUUGCACUGACAGUCUCCGCUGUACUGCAACUCUUCGAAUGGACUGGGGAGCUUUCCCUGGCUGGUGAUCUACAGUGUGAGGCGUCCUACUACAAUCAGAUGGUGUCCGUGUGGGAGCCACUCAUCGAGCCACUCGAGACAGACAAUGAGGGCAAGCAGAGGCUCUGGGACCUCAGCGUCAAGAUGGAUAAGAAGUCUUCCAGUGGCCUUGAAGUGAGUGUUGCUGGCGAUGCCCCGGAAGAGAAGCCUCAGUUCUCACUGGAGCUGGCAUCCGUGUUGCCACUCCAAGUCACUCUCACUAAGACAUCUUUACAACUCAUCAAAACUCUAGUAGAAUCGUGCUCCAGGGAGUAUGGAAAGCAGGUCCAGGGAAGUGUCAAUGUGGACUCGCUGACUGGGGCUCCAUUCACGCUGGUCAACAAGCUUGGUGAAGACGUUGUGCUGUUUGUACAACCAGGCCCAACAUUGAAGUUUCGAGAGAGGGCAGAGUUCUCUAAGCUGAAUUGUGGUGAGAGUGUGGAUGUGCACUUCAAGAAAAAUGUAAGGAAGAGAUCGUAUGCCUCUCUUGUCACCCAGAGGAAGCGUGAGACUCCAGCUGUUGAUAUCUCUGUUGGAAACAAGUUUCGUCCCAUCAAGAACAUUGCUCUCGACAAUCCAGGAGAGUUUUACUAUACUCUCAUCCCUAAAACAGAAUUUAGUUCCUUGACUACGUAUGGGUUAGUUAUUGAGGUCGCUGUAACAGGAGAGAAGAAAACUAUCACUGCCAGGUCCUCUGUUCAGUUCAAUAAUCAGCUGCUAAUAGCUGUAGAUGUGUUGCUAGUCAACCCUGACAACGGUGAGAGUUCAUCCAAAGUGCUGAAAGUACUCAAACCCAACGACACAUUCUCGGUGCCCCUCCAUCGUGCAGCCAACUCAGAGUAUUACGUCAGACCAUCAGGAUUCGGGUUUCAGUCUCAGGGUCCACCUCUUUCCUGGAAGAAGUCUAAACAUGGAGACAAGGUUAACCUCAAGUGUGUCCUCUCCUCGUCUGACCCGUACUACAUCCGUGUGAACCGCACUGAGGAGUGUUAUAAGAUCAAGAGGCAAUUGCCACAGGAUGAUUUUGCUCAUCACAUCUUCCAUCUACAUCCUCCUCUCGUAGUUCAUAACCUCCUGCCCUUUGACCUCUAUCUUGACUACCCCUCUCACUGUAUUGAGCCUGGAAAGAGUGAUCACAUGCACUAUAUCAACCUGGACAAGGAGCAGGAGAUGUCGGCCAUGGUCAACAGGAAAAAAGGCUCCAGUCUCCAAGGGAAGUUUAUGUUGAAGCGUCAGUCCAGUUACAUCAACUUCUACGUUUCUGACAAGGACACAUGUGUGGAGUUAACUGUACAUAUUGAGGAUGAGUCGUACCUUAAGCUGGGAGUGUUCUGUCCCUUCUGGAUGGUCAACAAGACAGACCUCAUUCUAAUCUACAAGGAAGGAGACAAGGCCUCCACUAAUCACCCAGUAGGCAAUGAGAUUGUCCUCUUGUCCACAAGCAACAAAAAGAACAAGAUCCAACUGUGUGCUGUCACGGCCAAUAGUAGUCAGACAGAGCCCUCCAAGUACUUCUCUUUGAACGCCAUUGGCAGUAGUGGAAAUUUCUCUAGCAAACUGGGAGAUCAGAACUAUAAGUUUGGGGUUGAGAUCCGGCUAUCCCAGUUCACUCUCACCAAGUUGGUCAUUGUGACUCCCUACUACCUACUCGUGAAUGAGACAAAGGUCUCACUGCAAGUGUACGAGGAGAGCACCCCCGCAAAUAAGACCACCAUACCUCCUGAGGAGGUCAUUCCCUUCUGGCCCCUUACCUCCAACAAUAAGUUGGUCGCCGUGGUGGCCAACAGUGAAAAGGGGGAGGCUUGCUCUGCCCCCUUCAAUUAUCAGUGUUCCGACUUCACAGUCAUAGAAUACACUAGAAACAGUGAGGUGUCUGCCCUGUGUCUGGAGGUGCAGGAGUCAGAAUCUGCCACUGUGGUUACCUUCAGCCCCUACUAUCCCGGCUGUGUCCCAGUGCAGAUCAUCAAUCACUUCACUGACAUCACUCUUCAGUUUAAACAAGACACAAAGAGUCCCCUGGCCAUAGUGCACACUCUUCAGCCGAGAGAGAUGAUGUACUUCACUUGGGAUGACCCUUCAGGUAAGAAGGCCAUCAGAUGGAACUUUCCAGGAGUAGCCAAGGUCACCAACUGCAAGCCCAUCGAUGUUAACAAGGACUCCCAGCAAUCUUACAACUUCAAGUUCCUUGGCCAAGCUUCCACUAGCAGCAUCACCUCUGGAAUAUUCAGGAAGGGAAGUAAGCAGUCACUGUCAAGUGCCACUACCCCGCCACCUGUUAAAGGUGUAGGGGACGCGUGGAUAGAUAUAGACGAGAACCUCUCCGAGCAGCUGGUCUCCCCGCAAGACGAUGAAGAAGACACUGGCUCCAUUGAUAGCAGCAGCGUGUUCAGCUCAUUCAGCUCGUCCAGCAGUGCUUCUCUCCAAGGGGGCAGAGGGGCAAACAGGGGCUAUUGGAAGUCGUUUAUUGACGGCCUCCAGAGAGUCAUCAUUUUCACCCCCGAUGAGGGUGUGCUGGAGCGUAUCAGAGCAGAGAACUCUUACUCAGUACCAUUGUUCGAGGCUUCCUUGUCCUUCAGAUCCAUCGGCCUCUCUCUGGUUGACAAUGACAAGAGAAGGGAACUGGCAUACAUUGCUAUCACUCAGUCAGGGUUCAUAUGGCAGAUCGACAAGGGCAAGGGACGGUGGAAAACUGUCAACACUUCUCUCAUUGAAAUACUAGAACAGGCAUAUCAAGCAAAAGAGAUGGACAUUAAACAGAAAAACCUGACGGUAAACAUGGAGACCAUGGAGAUGUACAGUCCGAUCAAAGGCAAGCUGAGAAGAACCAAUCAUGAUGGGCUUUUUGUCAAGUUCUCGCUCUCAGAGAAAGACUACUCUGUGCAUGCGAAGAUUGGCUAUGUUCAGAUGGAUAACCAGCUGCCAUUUUCUGUGUACCCACAAGUGCUGUACCCCCUACCACCACCCCCGACUGUUGCCUCGACAACCGAGCCCAAGCCUUUCAUUGAAGCCAGUAUUAUCUUGAGGAAGAAUGACCAAUCAAAUGGAUACCACUUUAAGUACGUUCAUGUGCUGAUUCAAAAAAUGGCAGUGAAUGUGGAUCUGGGAUUCAUUCUCUCUCUCGUUGAAUUCUUCGCUCUGAAUGGAAGUGAUCCACUUUUCCAAGCUGAGUAUGUCGAAGGUGAUAUUGAGUACGUGGGAAAGUCUCUUAAGGAAACUGUAGUACCUGAGCUUGCAGAGGAUUUCAAUAUAAGCAGGAGCUUCUUUGAUGUUCUACACUUGGCUCCUAUAAAGGUGUCCCUGAGUUUUAACAUCCGCAGUGUGGGUCAGAACAAGGCUGAGAACGAAAUCACUACUGGAGACAGGUUCCUUGAGCUUUUUCUCCACUCUAUUGGAGUCAUUCUUACCUCUGUCCAAGAAACUGAAAUGAAAUUUAGUGUCUUUCAUCUUGAGUACCAACCCCAAACUGGUCGUGGGCUGACCAAUCUUCUCCUGAAGCACUAUCGUAACCAGCUCCUCUUUCAACUGCACACUCUCAUUUUUGGCUUGGAUGUGCUCGGUAAUCCAGUGUCUGUGGUGAGGGGUGUUGUGGAUGGUGCCAUCGACCUCUUCUAUGAACCUAUCAAGGGAAGUGUCCUUGGUCCAGAAGAAUUCUUUGAAGGUCUCGGCCUGGGUCUGAGAAGCUUCUUUGGUGCUGGAGUAGUAGGUGGCAUCACAGGAGCAAGUGCUCGCAUCACUGGUGCUGUGGGAGAUGUAUUUGCUAAACUCACCUUUGACAACGAAUUCAUCAACAAGAGGCAACAGCAGAAAGCAAAACCACCCAAAAUAGGAAGCAAGUUGGGAGGCUUUGCUAAGAAUUUGUUUGAAGGUAUAACCGGAGUGGUGACUCAACCCGUCAAAGGGCUUCAGAAAGAAGGGGCCGUUGGCUUAUUGAAAGGCACUGGACGUGGUCUGGUGGGACUAAUCACCAGGCCCACAGGCGGGCUUGUGGAUCUGGCCAGUGGAACACUUAACUUUGUCACAAGGAAAACACAGAUUGGUAACUUCGAGAUCACAGAUAUACGACCACCAAGAUUUAUAGGGAGGAAUGCUGUUGUGACGCCCUUCUCUCCGCAUAAAGCAAUAGGAACAGCUUUACUUGUGGGGCUUGAUGAAGGCAAUUACGUCGAAACUGAUUUCUAUUUUGGGCAUGUAGAGAUUUCGAAAAGCCCACCAAAGUUUGUUCUUGUUACUGAUAGACGAUUCACUGUGAUUGAGAGAAGAAUUCUGACGGAAGGAUGGAAGUCCUCUCAACAUGCCAUCUUCGAGUUCAUGUCCAAACCAGUGGAAUACAAAGAUGUGAAUAUUGUGGUCAGCUUUGAUCCAAAGUACAAGGAAAAAAGGUUGAACUCAUUGACUUUGUCUUCAGCAGAACUUGCUAGCGAGAUAGCUCACACUGUAAAUGAUAGCUAUCUUUCCUUUGUAAGUGAACAGUAGUCAGUCGUGAUUUUUAAUAUUGAUUUUGUAUAGACCUGCUGUAUUUUUUGAGAUUCUAAUUGACUAUA
Messenger RNA from Halichondria panicea, 11689 nucleotides. RefSeq names its product intermembrane lipid transfer protein VPS13C-like. Gene Ontology annotation, cellular component: extrinsic component of membrane. Gene Ontology annotation, biological process: protein targeting to vacuole; protein retention in Golgi apparatus. NCBI's taxonomy places the organism in Eukaryota, Metazoa, Porifera, Demospongiae, Suberitida, Halichondriidae. The record is from RefSeq and is a predicted model, not a curated record. The coding region runs from base 162 to 11621 and encodes 3819 amino acids. The transcript is spliced from 95 exons.